AUGACGAUGAGAAAUGGGUCUAGGGCGACACUAGUCGCCGUGUGCAUAAUGGUGGCGGCCAUGCUCAUCGCCAAACCGGAGCUCAGCAUGGCUCAGGAGGAAUGCAACACGACGGAUCUGUCACCAUGUGGGCCGGUGGUCAUGUCUGCGGCGGAGCCGCCGCCUUCGCCUCAAUGUUGCAGUAUCGUGAAGCAGCAGAGCUCCCAGUGCCUUUGCGAGUACAUUCGCAACUAUCCACAGUAUGCUGAUAAUGCUACAAAAAUUCUUAGGGCUUGUGGUGUGGCUGCUCCUACCUGUUAA
Ipomoea nil (Japanese morning glory) is the source of this 300-nucleotide messenger RNA. Its product is annotated as non-specific lipid-transfer protein 2-like. The record is from RefSeq and is a predicted model, not a curated record. Gene Ontology annotation, biological process: lipid transport. Lineage: Eukaryota; Viridiplantae; Streptophyta; Magnoliopsida; Solanales; Convolvulaceae. Bases 1 to 300 code for a protein of 99 amino acids. The transcript has a single exon.